Cheilinus undulatus (humphead wrasse) is the source of this 2178-nucleotide messenger RNA. Its product is annotated as ribose-phosphate pyrophosphokinase 1. Gene Ontology annotation, biological process: 5-phosphoribose 1-diphosphate biosynthetic process; purine nucleotide biosynthetic process; ribonucleoside monophosphate biosynthetic process. The record is from RefSeq and is a predicted model, not a curated record. Gene Ontology annotation, cellular component: ribose phosphate diphosphokinase complex; cytoplasm. The transcript is spliced from 7 exons. The coding region runs from base 197 to 1159 and encodes 320 amino acids. Gene Ontology annotation, molecular function: ATP binding; magnesium ion binding; ribose phosphate diphosphokinase activity. NCBI's taxonomy places the organism in Eukaryota, Metazoa, Chordata, Actinopteri, Labriformes, Labridae.
UCGGAGGAAAAACCGCACGCGAGCUGUGUGGGGCAUAAUGGUGGAUAGGUAGGGAAGACACUUUAGCUCAGCAGGAGCAGCUCUUCAACUGUUGAACUGUUUCAGUAGUCGUCUUGGACUCUUUGAUAUUUGUAUCUUCAUUCUGACUCGGUGGCGCAGCCCGCUCAACCUUAUCGACGCCCUGGACCGUAACAAAAUGCCGAAUAUCAAAAUAUUCAGCGGUAGUUCACAUCCGGACCUGUCUCAGAAGAUAGCAGACCGCCUAGGUCUCGAACUGGGGAAGGUUGUUACAAAGAAAUUUAGCAACCAAGAAACAUGCGUGGAGAUAGGAGAGAGCGUACGUGGGGAAGAUGUUUACAUCGUGCAAAGUGGAUGUGGAGAGAUCAAUGACAAUUUGAUGGAGUUGCUGAUCAUGAUCAAUGCCUGCAAGAUUGCAUCUGCUUCCAGGGUCACGGCUGUCAUCCCCUGCUUCCCCUACGCCCGGCAAGACAAGAAGGACAAGGUGGGGAGCCGCGCUCCUAUCUCUGCCAAGCUGGUUGCUAACAUGUUGUCUGUGUCAGGCGCUGACCAUAUCAUCACUAUGGACCUGCAUGCCUCACAGAUACAGGGAUUCUUUGAUAUCCCUGUAGAUAACUUGUAUGCAGAGCCAGCCGUACUGAAGUGGAUCAAGGAGAACAUCCCAGAGUGGAAGAAUUGUACAAUUGUCUCACCUGAUGCAGGAGGAGCCAAGAGGGUCACCUCAAUAGCAGACAGGUUGAAUGUGGAUUUUGCUCUUAUCCACAAAGAGAGGAAAAAGGCCAAUGAGGUGGACCGAAUGGUUCUCGUUGGAGAUGUGACGGAUCGGGUUGCCAUUUUAGUCGAUGACAUGGCUGAUACAUGUGGCACAAUCUGCCAUGCUGCUGACAAACUUAUUUCUGCUGGUGCAACCAAAGUGUAUGCCAUCCUAACCCAUGGCAUCUUCUCUGGCCCGGCAAUUUCACGCAUCAACAAUGCAUGCUUUGAAGCUGUGGUGGUUACCAAUACAAUCCCUCAGGAGGAGAAGAUGAAACAUUGUCCUAAAAUACAGGUCAUAGACAUCUCCAUGAUCCUUGCAGAGGCCAUCCGUAGAACUCACAACGGCGAGUCUGUGUCGUAUCUGUUCAGCCACGUCCCUUUGUAACAUAUGGUGUCAACCGUCCACUCCUACCUGCUGUUACACCAAAUAAAAGAAGAGGGAAUUCCCCACCAAAAACACAACCAUUUGCAAAGAUGUUCUUCUAAUUAACCAUGAGAAAAUAGAACGAACUGUCAUGUCUGUUACUAAUGCUGAUCCAAUACAUGAGCACCCCCCCCCACCCCACAAGCAGUGUCCCUUCAUUUCCAGGGCACCAAAGCAACCGUAAUCUACCUACUUAGGCCAGCGUAUUUAUUGUACUUGGAUAAAAAAAGUGUUUAUCCACUGUGAACUUUGUCUCCCCUUUCAUAAAAUGUGUAAUCAGAGUUUUUUCUGACCAUCUUGCUUGCAGGAGUCAUUUCAAUCUGCUCUCUAAGUGCUAAGUGUAUAAACUUUCAUGCAAGUUUCAGUGGUCAGGAGAAGCAUCUGCCAUAUGAAGCUGUUACAGUGCUUUGUUACAACAAACGGGUGUAGUUUUUCCAUGUUUCUCUUGUACAUCCUGCUGUUUGAGAGAUUAUAAUUAACGAAGUGAAUGUGAAUUGAAGUAGUUUACUGUGCCACUGAAGCUCCACUCAACCAAGAGUGCCUCAACAGUCUGAAAUGAAAUUAAUUCUUCCUCCACCUUUUCCACACUCCUGAUUAGAUUUUUUUUCUUCUGGAUCAAUUAAUCAAGCUUCAGUGUGUCCAGUUAGGCUGUAGAUGACUGAGAUGUUCCUUUCAACUCUUGAGGUGCCCUCAUUGAGUGGGGUUGGUUUGACCAGUGUCCGGGGUUCACCCUGCAAGGUUCUGCGUUGAAGGUGUGUCUAUAGAAGCAGUCAGGUAUUUUAAUUUGGGGUCUCUGCAGGCUGGAGCUUCCUUCAGUAAUGUUCACCUGCUUGUUUUUUUGUUUUGUUUUUAAUGUCUUGGAGGAAGGCUUUGUCAUAAAUGUGCAGAUUAUAAGCCGUCAUGUUUACUUUUUCAGUAGGUUGAAUGCGCCAGUUAUCAGAGGAUGUGUUCUUAUUAAAAUUAAUAUGAGUAAAAGCUAA